AUGGGGGAGGAAGGCUCCGACUCAACCAGGGUGGACCAGGCCAUGGACCUGUAUGCCAAGGCAGCUACUUGGCCUGUCGUGACCGAGGGCACUGUCCGCUGCCGCGAAAGCGUGUGGCGCGUAGAGCUUGCUGUUCGACAGCGUCACUUGGCAACACACACCAAACUCGAGAGCACCACUACUGUGGCGCUCAACGCCGCCAAUCUUGCUCAGCUCUAUACCUCGUCGACUCCAAAAGCCAACAACAUUACGAGCAGCCAUGCCGCCGACGAUGGUGCCGACCCCGAGACAUUAUCCAGCGCCCGUAUCGACCACGUGGAAAUAGAGGCGGCCGGCGACAAGCGUCGCUUCCUUCGCUACUACUCGAGCCCAGAUAACUUGGCCCACAGCCUCGAAGUCACCCACCUUCUCGACUACGUCUACGGAGAGGACGUUGAAUUUGCUGGACACGCUUGGUCCCCAGACGCCCUUCACUAUGCUUUUGUGGCCGAACAAAAGCAGCCGCGUCAGGAUCACUGGUGCAAGGACCGCGAGCACCCCCAACCCAAACCGACCUCUCAAGCAGAACAAGCCGCGCACAGCACCUUCCUGGCUCGAGAGAACUGGGGAGAGGGGCGAGCAAAGGUGAUGGCGCCAGUGCUCUUUCUAUUCGAUUGUGUGACUGGCCGCCUAAGCACUGCCACUCUACCUGCGGGCGUGCUGCCCGGCCAACCCCUUUUCCUCAACUCGACACAACUAGCCAUGGUGGCCUGGUCCAAUACUGCGCCCCGCCCACCCGGCAUUCUCUACUGCGCCAACCGAGAAAGCCGGCCCCACUCGGCAGUGAGCUGUGGCUUUACCCCACUCUUGAGUGCGCUCGUUGCUGUGGGCUAUGGCAUCUUGCUGCCCAACUAUCGUGGCUCGCUUGGGAAUGGCACUGCAGCCGUGGCUUCGCUCGUGGGCAAAAUUGGCCAACAGGACGUGGCCGAUACCAUGGCCUGCUUGGAUGAGGUGCAGGCUGCCGAAGCUUGGGCAGCAUCGCUGCCGGUGCACGUCUUUGGAGGCUCGCAUGGUGGAUUUUUGACAGCGCACCUCAGUGGGCGAUUCCCGCAACGCUUUCAAAGCGCAACUUUGCGCAAUCCUGUCAUUGACGUGGCCUCAAUGAUUUGUGCGACGGAUAUCCCCGAUUGGUGCUUGGUGGAGUGCGGUAUUCCCGAAUCCACUCUUGUGUGCAACAUGACGACAGCGCAGUGGGAGAUGCUCCGCCAAGCCUCGCCCUUGCAGUAUGCAGGAGCUGCCAGCGCGAGUGCCGUCCAAUCGGCACCCAUGGACUUUAAAACGGCUGGCUAUGAAGCCGAUGAUCAAACUGCCGGUGCUUACUCUUCCAUGCCCGCGCCCACGUUUGGGGCCAAGGGCGGGCCACAGAAGAAGAAGAUGGCCAAGAAGGCUCCCCCCAAGAAGGAGCCCGCUCAGAAGAAGGCGCCUUCCAAAGCCAAAAUGUUUUCAAAGUCAGCCGCCAGCUUUGCAUCUGAUGACGAAGGUGAUGAUGAUUUCAACCUGUCGGGCUUGAGCGCCAAGAGCAAAACCAAAACCAAAACGGCGCAGUCUGCGACCAAAACGCAAUCCGCCUAUGAUCGGUUCGUGACAGCCACAUUGAGGCAGCGAGAAAGCGACGCCAGCUAG
Monosiga brevicollis MX1 is the source of this 1662-nucleotide messenger RNA. RefSeq lists its product as uncharacterized. Lineage: Eukaryota; Choanoflagellata; Craspedida; Salpingoecidae. The transcript has 8 exons. Gene Ontology annotation, biological process: proteolysis. The record is from RefSeq and is a predicted model, not a curated record. The coding region runs from base 1 to 1662 and encodes 553 amino acids. Gene Ontology annotation, molecular function: serine-type endopeptidase activity.